AUAUAUCCAAACAGGAAUCUACCAGCUCAGCUACCUUUUAUUCAACCACUCCGCGACGACUUUUACGAAGCCGCCAUCUUCCUUCGCCGAUUUUUUCAUUUCUGCUCCUGUAAACAGUUGAAGAGUGUGUGUUAUGUAGGGACAAACAAAGUGCUUCAGAGACAGUUUGAUCAGAAAAAUGGGUUGGGGAAAUCUCUUCUUCGCCGUCCUAGUAACCUUAUCGGUAGCUCUGAUUACAUACAAUAUUCUCAUCUCUGCCAAUGCACCUCUCAAGCAAGACCUUCCAGGUCCAUCUACUACAUCUUCGUCGUUUCUUUCUGUUGACCCCAUAAUCAAGAUGCCGCUGGAGAGGUCCAGGCGAUACGGUUCUGCCAAGAAGAGGCUGUUUCACGCCGCUGUCACAGCCUCCGAUUCAGUGUAUAACACGUGGCAGUGUAGGGUAAUGUACUACUGGUUCAAGAAGUUCAAGGAUGGACCUAAUUCUGAGAUGGGUGGCUUCACCAGGAUCUUGCACUCUGGAAAACCAGAUAAAUUCAUGGAUGAGAUCCCGACCUUCAUAGCCCAGCCUCUUCCGUCUGGCAUGGAUCAGGGUUAUAUAGUCCUGAACAGACCCUGGGCAUUUGUGCAAUGGCUUCAACAAGCAGACAUAAAAGAAGAUUACAUAUUAAUGGCAGAACCGGAUCAUAUAAUUGUUAAGCCAAUACCAAACUUAUCUAAAGAUGGUCUGGGAGCUGCAUUUCCUUUCUUUUAUAUUGAGCCUAAGAAGUAUGAACCAGUCCUCCGAAAGUACUUCCCUGAGGACAAGGGACCUAUAACAAGCAUUGAUCCUAUAGGAAAUUCUCCUGUCAUCAUUGGGAAGGAACCUCUUAAGAAGAUUGCCCCCACUUGGAUGAAUGUUUCCUUGGCAAUGAAGAAGGAUCCUGAAACGGAUAAAGCUUUCGGUUGGGUGCUUGAAAUGUAUGCUUAUGCUGUUGCAUCUGCUCUUCAUGGUGUUAGCAACAUAUUAUAUAAGGACUUCAUGAUUCAGCCUCCUUGGGAUACAGAAAUUGGCAAGAAGUUCAUAAUUCAUUACACUUAUGGAUGUGACUAUGAUAUGAAGGGUAAACUAACCUAUGGAAAGAUUGGAGAAUGGAGGUUUGACAAAAGAUCCUUUGACAGUGUUGCACCCCCUAGGAACCUUUCAUUGCCUCCACCUGGUGUUCCAGAAAGUGUGGUGACUUUGGUGAAAAUGGUGAAUGAAGCCACAGCAAACAUUCCUAAUUGGGGAUCAUAGAAGAAUUUUGGGUGGGUGAUUUCAAGGCAUCACUUUGUAUUUACUUGUGCACUGUGUAUGCAUGAAGGUGCGACAUUUGCUCAACAUUUUUACAAUCUAAAUGUAUGCUUUUAUCAGUUUGGAUUACACGCAAGCCCCAGUAAGUAAUAGAACUAUGCCACCUGUAUUUGUGUUUACAAGAAAUACAUAGUUGUUUUUGCAAGAAAACUAUUCUGUAGCAUAUACACGAGAAGAACAAGAUUUACAACUCUACUUUGUGGUUUAAUUUUACAAGCAAUAGUUUAUUGUUGAUUUUGAUUUAAA
Manihot esculenta (cassava) is the source of this 1576-nucleotide messenger RNA. RefSeq names its product hydroxyproline O-arabinosyltransferase 1. Gene Ontology annotation, molecular function: glycosyltransferase activity. The coding region runs from base 179 to 1273 and encodes 364 amino acids. NCBI's taxonomy places the organism in Eukaryota, Viridiplantae, Streptophyta, Magnoliopsida, Malpighiales, Euphorbiaceae. The transcript has 8 exons. The record is from RefSeq and is a predicted model, not a curated record.